AUGCCUGGCUUCGACUUCUCGAAUUACAAUCGAAAUGCAGCGCUCCAUGCCAAAGGAGUUCCACUGCCGAAGGCCACAAGCACUGGGACGACUAUAGUCGGGUGUAUCUUCAAUGGCGGCGUGGUGAUUGCGGCAGAUACUAGAGCUACUAGCGGGCCGAUAGUUGCGGAUAAGAAUUGUGAGAAACUUCACUACAUUACUCCUUCGAUAUGGUGUGCAGGUGCUGGCACAGCAGCGGAUACGGAGUUCACUACCGCCCUCAUCAGUUCUAAUCUCGAACUUCAUGCACUCUCUACCGGCCGGAAACCGCGUGUCGUAACGUGCAUGACCCUCUUAAAACAACAUCUGUUCCGCCACCAAGGUCAUAUCGGAGCAUACCUGGUUGUGGCUGGAGUUGACCCUACAGGAGUUGGCCUGUAUACUGUUCACGCUCACGGGUCUACCGAUAGGCUUCCUUAUGUAACUAUGGGAUCAGGUUCCCUGGCUGCAAUGUCCGUAUUCGAAACGAUGUGGAAACCCGAAUUGACGAAGGAAGAAGCAAUUGCUCUUUGUUCGGAAGCCAUCAAAGCCGGUAUUUUCAACGAUCUUGGCUCCGGCAGCAAUGUCGAUGUUUGCGUGAUUGAACAAGAUAAACCCUCUCAGCUACUGAGAAACUACAUUAAACCCAACGAGCGGGGCAAGAAAGAGAGAAACUAUCGUUUCCAGAAGGGCACUACUGCUUGGCUAGACCAAAAAAUUAUCACCAAGGAAGAAAUAGGACGAUAUGUGACCGUUCAGGAAUUGGGAGCCGAGGGAGCCAGUGCUGUUGUCGAGAAGAUGGAUGUUGAUUCUUAG
Ophidiomyces ophidiicola is the source of this 834-nucleotide messenger RNA. RefSeq names its product proteasome core particle subunit beta 2 (gene PUP1). Lineage: Eukaryota; Fungi; Ascomycota; Eurotiomycetes; Onygenales; Onygenaceae. The record is from RefSeq and is a predicted model, not a curated record. Gene Ontology annotation, cellular component: proteasome core complex. Bases 1 to 834 code for a protein of 277 amino acids. Gene Ontology annotation, molecular function: threonine-type endopeptidase activity. The transcript has 3 exons.